UGAUCACAGGGACAGCCCGAGUGUCCUACCGUGGGAGGAAACUCUGCAGCGGUCCUCAUUAACAUUCCCUGUCCGUAGACUCACCUCCUUUUUAGUGGGUGGCACCGGCGUCCUGCGCGCGUCUUUAAUUACGCACCACGCACUGAACCAAGCACCGCGGAUCAGCCCACUUUCAUCACCGUGCGGCGGAUCACGCUGCCUCGAGGCGGAGAGUUUCGCCUUCAUGAGCCGCUAUUUACGGCGUCGAGUCUGAGUGGAAAAGGUGGGCGCACACACACAGUCCCACGGGUCCGGCAAAGGGUGGCGCCGUGCCGUGCCGUGCCGUGCGCAGCUUCAUCCACUGUGUCCGGGUACCCCCACGGCGACGCGCUCUUCUCCUGCAGUCCGCUGGUUCCUAUCCGUGCAGAAGCUUUAUGACUGUGACAUUUCUCCGUGUGGACUUCCAACAUGUGCGAGUGGACGGUGUGAAGUGUGACACGGCGGCGUUUGGCUUACAUUUGUCUCGGAUACGCCAAGUACCCGACCACACGGCGCACCUUGUGCAAUAGAGAACCAUGAGCACUGUGGAGGAGGAGCCGGACUACAUGAUACCAUGAAGACAAGCCUGCAGGUCCUGCGCUGCCAGCUGCUGAGUGUCCUAGCAUUCCUAGCACUGCCAGUAGGUCUGGUGUCAUCAGCACAGGAGCUGUACCUCCAGACAUCACAGGACUCUGUCUCCAUGGCAGCCGCCCACAGCAGCCCCCUGUCUACCCCCAAACAUUCCCACCCGGACUGGCAUCAUGAAGGUUCCAGUAGUGGGGAAUGGACAUCCACAGGAGGCACUCAGCCGUCAAACAUCCUCCUCCCUACUGUGGCCUGGCUUCACAUGACGCCAAUGUCCAGCUUAGCUCAUAAGGAAACUCCCACUCAUGACACAAAUGUUGUCACCCCAACCACUGUGAGCACCGCUAGCACCAAACUGGGUCUUACGUUGGAAAGCCGUGUGAUUCUGCCCCAGGAGCCGAGCUCUGAUAGUGUAAGCCAAGGCCACAUGCACAAACCGGUCGUGGUACCUCUAGUCCAUAACCCAGUUACUGUCAGUAUUAACCAGGCCAACAGCAACAGCAGCCCCAAAUAUCCCAGCACAGACGUCCCAAAUAUAGAUGUGGACUCAAACCCCCUGGCUCUUCUGUCCAACUCUGGAUCAGACAGAGGAGAUUCAACGGGACCCGAGCCACAGCAGACGAGUCUGGAGGAACCCACCAAUCUGCAGCCCUCGUCCCUGUCCUCCUCCUCCAUGGAUGUCAACCCUGCACUAGGCCUGAGACUCAGGGAGCACACUCGGGGCAUCCCAGAGCUGGUAGCACACCACGCCAUCACCCUGAGGGAGGUGCAUACCGACAUUAGUGAGCCACCCACUGAUCAGCUGGUGAUAGAUUUGAAAGAAACCUCUCCAGCAAAUCUAACUUCCACUGUGCCCGCCUUAGCCCCCUCCACGAAAACCAGCCCCAAGGUCUUGAAUUCAACUGUUACCCCAAACAUCAACAGCACCACAACCAACGAGACGACUACUGAAGAGGGCCACAGCCAAUCUAAUGGCACAGCCAAUGCCUCCCUUGGACACUGGUCAGGGAAUGCAACUGCAUAUGGGGGGCUACUCUCAAAUUCCAGUUCAGUUGACUCUGAUCAUGGGAACAGCUCGGAGUUCCCUUCCACAGCCAGUGGGAACUUCCUAAACAGGCAGGUACCAGCCACCACCCAGGACCCUUGGACAGCUGGAAACAGCUCUGGGCCUACUGUCGACUCUCCGUCGUCACACAUGAAAAUUUGCCUGAGCAGGAUGGACAUUGUUUGGAUUGUGCUGGCCAUCAGCGUGCCUGUAUCGUCAUGUUCUGUUCUGUUGACUGUGUGCUGUAUGAGGAGGAAGAAAAAGUCGUCAAGUCAGGAGAACAACCUCAGUUACUGGAACAAUGCCAUCACCAUGGACUACUUCAGCAGGCAUGCCGUGGAGCUGCCCAGAGAGAUACACACUUUGGAGAGCGAGGAGAAGGAAGCUGAGGAGCAUGACACCUGCCUACCCCCUAAUGGAGACUACAGCGGCAGCAGCGUGGUCCUGGUUAACCCCUUCUGCCAGGAGACUCUCUUUAUCAACAGAGACAAAGCUUCUGCCAUCUAGAGACAGAAAAAAAGGACCGAACUGUUGAAAAUAACUGCAUUCCCCUCUCCUACUCCCCCUGCUGUUGCUGUCUAUUUUAUAUAUACAUAUAUAUAUGUGGCAAAUAUUCAGAGACUUCAACUUUAUACUGUAUAUUACAAACACAAAGAGCAACCAGAAAGAAGAGUGAUGUAAACAGACACUAUUUACUAUGACAAUGCACCUGCAUAUUUUUCUGAUGUAAAUUUUCUACAAAGGCUUAAUUGUGAUAAAAAGGUUUUUAUGUCUUUAUAAAAUACAGAGUAUAUGUGGUUUUGUUUCAUUACAGUGGCUUGACAGUGAGUGCACUGUGGACGUUGCCACAUGAAAUCUGCUUUAGAGAAAGAGAAAGAGAGAAACAUGCUAUGAAAACAUUAUAGCUGUUCUUUGUCAUUUUAAGAUUUCCUUUAAGAAUGAACCCCAAAUUAACUAUAGCCUGUUGAACUUGAAUAUAUGUACUCAGAGGGUGGAGGGAUAGAGAUUUUAUCAAAAUAAGAGGCUGGAUUGAUGCAGUCAGAUUUGAGUAAUGGUGCAUCUGUCAAAUGACUUACACUGGCUUUCCCCCUCAUGUGUCACCAGCUUCUCUUUAAGAGGGACCACAUAGAUGUCUUAAUCCCUUAUGUUAAAUUGCUUUGCCCCUUUAUACAUUAGUAAGUAUGUAUGAAUAUCUACCUGCCUUUACUGAAUGUGGACGGCUGUGUAACGGACUGCGUGGGUGUGAGGAUGAACUAUUUGAUUUGUGCUGCCCCCUUUAACCAAAUAUGACUCUUACUUUAAGUCAAACAAGACUUUGUAUCCAUUAGACUCAGUUUUAUCUGUUUGUCUUUGUUUGUUUGUGUGUGGGUGUUUGUGCCUCUGUCGGUUUGCCUGUCUGUCUUUGGAUCUCCUGUCUAUAUCGUGGACUGGUUACUUAUUGUAGCCCGGUUUUAAAAUGACUUUCUCAGUGCUGUAGAAAACAAUUAGACCAAUGUUGUUACUGUGUCUCCCUCCAUAAGUAACGUGUUUGUUCAUCAGUGCAAAUGUGCAAAUGGUGAAUUAGUUUCCUGACCACUUAAGAUGUGUUAGAGACAUUUUAAAGUACUGAGAUGAAUAAAGUAUGAUGAAUAUUUACUGUGAGCACAUACAGAGGUGGGUUACUUGCAAAGGUGUGUUUGAAUGUUUUUCGUUUUAAUUACUGAACCUGUGGUCCUUCUGUCAUCUGUUUUUCUUUGCAUUGCUGCAGUUUUAUCCAAUAAUCGAUGCUGCCUGCCUCUAUCGUUGCUCAAGGUUUUCCGCAUUGUGAGAUGUUGUUCAGAAAAUCACUGAUUGACAAAGUGAUGCUGAAUGACAUGGUUGAACAUAUUGAUAUUUCCUGCGUCGGAUGCUCACAGCUGAGCUUGUUGUUUUGCACGCUCAAAAGUGGAUAUUUUAAAAUGUUCAGUGGCACGGUGGAGCAGUGUUCAACAUUAUGUAUUUUUUGUACUGUAGUAUACACUGUACUUUUUACUGCUGAGCAAUAAAACAAAACAAUGUG
Molecule: messenger RNA, 3686 nt
Organism: Sphaeramia orbicularis (orbiculate cardinalfish)
Lineage: Eukaryota; Metazoa; Chordata; Actinopteri; Kurtiformes; Apogonidae
Gene: tmem108
Product: transmembrane protein 108
Exons: 6
Coding region: 593-2155 (520 amino acids)
Biological process (GO): dendrite extension; retrograde axonal transport; postsynaptic density organization
Cellular component (GO): postsynaptic density; early endosome; axon
Source: RefSeq, a predicted model, not a curated record